Messenger RNA from Mesorhabditis spiculigera, 1335 nucleotides. Lineage: Eukaryota; Metazoa; Nematoda; Chromadorea; Rhabditida; Rhabditidae. The record is from the annotation of a GenBank genome assembly.
AUGCUUUCCCAAGCCCCGCAUCAGCAGCAGCCCAGCACAUCGGCCGCUGAGCUGCCCUCACCGAGCUUCUUACGUCAGAAUGUGAAAACGGAGCGGCAAAAGGAGAAGCUUGCGCAACUGGUGGCCGAGAUGCAGAUGCUCCGCGAAUUCUUUGGCGGAGGAGAUUUACGCGAAUUUACGGACGAUGACUGGGAGGCGCUGCUGGAGAUGCGAUAUUCAAAUGAACGCGCCGACUAUCUUUUAUCGAUGAGAAGCGUGGAAAAAGAAGAGACGCAAGCGGAAAUGGAGAAAGAGGAUGAAAAGAUUUCCGUCCUGAAUCAACGAAAAUACGACGCCGGGGAGAUGGUGUACGCCCGGCAUUUCAACGAGUACAUCGAGCUGUAUGGGCAGGAUUUUAGAAAUUUCAUCGAAAACACGCACGGAGCGCGGAUAUUAUCGCGAGAACGACUCGACGAGGCGAUACAACUUUUGGUGGACUGCCGAUACGUACCAAGAUAUCCGCUCCGGAUGCAGAGACGCUUGAUUGAGAAUUUCCAAACGCUCUACGAAAAGAACUGGGCAAGCCGGGAGCCGUUUCGGAUCAGUUUCGCCAAUUUCCGGCCGGAUCAGCAGUGCGCGGCUUUGAUGAAAAGGUACCUCCUCUUCCUCUACGGCCCGAAACGACUGCAAACCGAGGAAAGUGGCCCCUUCCAGCAGUCCCUAUUCGCCCCCAGUGUCUCCCCGCAGGAAUUGAGCCAUUUUGCGAAUUGUCGAGAUCCGGAAGAAACGCUCUACGUCAGCUGGCGAGCCGUCCGUUUUCUGCCCGUUCGGCCGCCGAUGAAUUUGAAGAAUAUUAUAAUCUGCGCUAGUGACGACCGGGAUCUCGUGGCAAGCUCGGCAUCGGCCGCCGCAGCCGAUCGUAUUAUCCCGUACCGCAUUCCGUUCGAGCGCUAUGCACCUCACUACGGCCACCUGGGGACCAAGCUGACGCUUCCGCUACACGCCAUCGCCGGCAUUAUGGGCGACUGGGUCCGCACCGGGGACUGGACGACCGCAAUUGCUGACCACGUGGGCCCGCGGCGAGUCCUGACGCCAGACGAGAUGGCCAAAAGGGACGACGGGCUGAAGCGGGAAGAGUUCUUCAAGCUGGCGAUGAAGGAUUUCGAGGUGAGCCGGCGGCAAGACGAGGUCGAUCGCCGGAAUGUUGCCACAAGGGCCAUGCCGUUGGAGGGAGGAACACAGAUGCGGCAUUGGAGAGCCAAUAGCGAAGAAGCCGACGGAAAGACAAAACGCAAGCACCGGUACACGCGCGAGGAGCGGAACGCCCGAAGAGCGGCCAAAGCGGCGGCCGGCAAC